This is a messenger RNA of Fusarium verticillioides 7600, 360 nucleotides long. RefSeq lists its product as hypothetical. The transcript is spliced from 3 exons. Lineage: Eukaryota; Fungi; Ascomycota; Sordariomycetes; Hypocreales; Nectriaceae. The record is from RefSeq and is a predicted model, not a curated record. Bases 1 to 360 code for a protein of 119 amino acids.
AUGGCACCUGAAACGAAAUCGGAACCGGUGAGGGAAUGGAUUAUCCUUAUUCCCGAUGACAAAGAUUCAUUGGAGAUGCGUAUGAGAGUAAGGGAAACACAUAUCAAAGAAAUGCUCCAGCAUAUCGACUCUGGUCUAUUCCAAAUGGGCGGAGGCACUUUGGCCGGAGAUAGCGUCAACGGAAGCGCCAUCGUCGCCCGAGCCAAAUCCGAAGCCGACAUACUAGCUGUCCUCAAGAAUGAUGUCUACGCCAGAAGCGGAGUAUGGGAUCUAGAAAAUAUCAAGUUUAUUCCUUUUAAAUGCGUGUAUAGGCGGGAGCAUAUUGACGGUGCUGUCAUGGGCGCUGAGUGGAAGUUCUAA